Molecule: messenger RNA, 3048 nt
Organism: Solea solea (common sole)
Lineage: Eukaryota; Metazoa; Chordata; Actinopteri; Pleuronectiformes; Soleidae
Gene: cep63
Product: centrosomal protein 63
Exons: 14
Coding region: 350-2398 (682 amino acids)
Biological process (GO): de novo centriole assembly involved in multi-ciliated epithelial cell differentiation; centriole replication
Cellular component (GO): centriole
Source: RefSeq, a predicted model, not a curated record
ACGGUCUGAGGAGACAGUCAGAGGUCGGAGGAGGAGUUACCGCCUUUCAUUAGGAAAUCCAGGAUGUAAACAGAAGCAGUUGAAGCGCCGCCUUUAGUUAAGUUAACCUACAACCACACUUUGCAUUGUGCCGGGAUUCAGCUGUAAUACAAACUAAGAUGAUGUGACGUAUGUUUUUUUUAAAUUUCAACUCACAGUUGAGUUGCUGCUGCUGAGUCUAGUUAUGGUUAGCUUGUAGCUUUCAUGCUACCACGGAGGUUACUAAGCCAAUUUAGCCGUUAGUUAGCUUGAAGCUAGUUCACAGGGACAGAACACUGAGGGACAACACUUGGUUCCUACCUAAAUACAGAUGGAGGCUCAUCUGGGAUCUUUGCAGAAUCCUGAUCUAAGCUCUGUCCUAUCAUCAUGUGAGCCCGAGCUGCAGGAGCUGAUGAGACAGAUUGACAUCAUGAUCAACCAGCAGAGGAGGAUCUGGGAGACUGAGAGCCAAGAGCUGAGGCUCAGGCUGAAGAGUGGAGAAGAUGAACUGCUCACUUCUAAGAAUCUCAUUGAACGCAGGGACCUGGAGAUCGGAUUGCUCCGCAAGCAGCUUGAAGAUGUCCAGACUGAUCGACAAGAGUUAAUUGCCAAGUACGAAAAACAACUGCAGAAAGUUUGUGAAGAGCUGGAUAAAUUAAAGAGAAGCUACCACAAGCUCCAGCGCAAACAGCUCAAGGAGACCAGCAGAGGAUCGAAAGAGACAAGUGUUUCAGAGAUGAUGCAACUCCAAGACAAAAUUGAGGGAUAUCAUCAGCAACAUGUCCAGUAUCAGAAACAGCUGACGGCACUGGAGGCCCAGAAAAGGAGCAUGACAGAUGAGCUCACACACGUGAAAGACCAGCUGGUGUCGUUGCAAAUGCAGAAGGAGCACAGGGAUUGCUGCUCGGAGGUGCAGAGUCUGCGAUCUCGGCUGGAGAAGACCCAGGCCAGCCUGCACGCUCAGGAGCUUGAGCUGGAGCGACUGCGACCUCUUCACGUGUGGCUGGGACAAUCUGAGCGAGAGCAGCAGGUGUCGUCCAAGGACAGGCAGGAACUGCACGGCCCACGCGACUCUCAGGGUUUUGAACUCCAGAAGUUUCGCAACGAAGCUGCCAGACUCACACAAACACUGCAAACUAAAGACCGAGUCAUUCGAUGUCUGGAGGACUGUCUCACAGCCCGGGGCUGUGCUGGUGUGGAAACACUCAGAAAAGACCUGGAGAUGACCACAGCUAAGCUUCAUCGUGCCCAAGCAUGUGAGGUUCAUCUCAAGGCAGAGCUGGCCUGUCUCAAAGAGAGACAGGAGAAUAUGAACCGACAAAAAGCCGAUCACUCAACGACAGAACAGGAGCUGAGAAGCAUGAAAGCUGAUUAUAACACUUCUGUAGCUGACAUGAAAAAGCUCAGGGACGAACUUGAAAGAGCCCAGCAGACUCACAGCUGUGAGGUGGAGGGAAUGAGGAAGGAAGUGUCAAAGCUGACCAGCGAGCUGCACCAGCGCAACCUCACCAUCUCUUCACUGCGGGGUUCAUCAUCCAACAUCACGCAGCAGCUCCGUGGUGAGGCGGAGCGAGCAGGGCACAAGGCGGCUGAGCUUAAAGUGACUCAGGCACAGCUGGAGUCUGUACAAACUGAGAACCAUCAUCUGAAGGGUCUGCUGCAUACACUGGAGUCUCAGUCAUCCAAGAGGGGGGACUCCACGCUUGCAGCGCAAAGAGAGAGUCACACGUCACCAAGCAGCCUGGAGCAAGAGAAUGCACAGUUAAGGCAGGCACUCAUUGGCAUACGUGCCCAGGCUGGUGUGUCCAGCCAGGACAAAUCUGCUCAGCUCAGGCGCUCCAUAACUGACCACACGCAGCCAGCUCAGGACAGGCAUGAAGAUACCAGCCGUCACAAACAUGUGGUGGAGACGAAGCUGCAGGAUAACAGCACUCGUCAUGAAGGAGAGAUUUGCCAACUCUUAAAAGAGCUGCACACUCUGUCCCAGUCCCCCACAGACCAACCCUACAUCCAGACCCCAGACUGUAGGCCUCCUUCAGCAGCAUCAUCAUCAUCAUCAUCAUCAUCGUCGUCAUCCUUCAGUAACAGAAGACUCACCAGGAGAAGCUCUGAAUCUGGACAAAGCUCCGCCUCGGAAGACUCACUGGUUUUGGUGGCCAGAGAAAAAGCUCCACCGCUGGAGCUGUUAUCAGGGUCACCUGCAGAUGGCGUCGUCACUCAGUUCAUGGAGAAGGAAAAGUUACUGACCCAGGAGCUGUUCCAGAGACUGGACACCCACAUCCAGGGCAUGAAGGAGAACAACAUCAGGACAAUAGACAAGUACAUACCCGGCAGCUCAGAACCUGAACCCCACCACACGUCUGCGCAGAAUGGUCAGUGACUAAGUGACAUGGAAUAAAUCUGAGAUAAGUACCUAGAAGUGAAGUCCUGAAUGACAUACAGCAGACAUUUUGUGUGUUCUGCGACUUUUUACAUAUUUUAAUACCAGCAUGGCAACUCAAAGCUUUGAAUUUACCCAAUUUUUCACAAGAACCAUAAAAAAAAGGGUGAGAUCUGAAACGCACACUGUGCUAUGAGGUCACAGCAGUGUACAUGAACGCAUUGUUAAAAUAUUUAUGUUACUUACAUACCCUUCAUUUUGAAAAUGUGUAGCUGAUCAGCUCAGAGUUUCCUCUUGAUUAUUUAUUUACCUACCAUAGUCUGAAUGGAAGUGGUUCAGCUUUGAAUGUGUUGAGACUUCAGUGACAUUUUUAGUUCAACGAGACAUUGUCGAAGUACAAACUAAACAAAACUCAACCAUAAAUCACAUGCUUUGUCUCUUAAACACAUCACAGAGACUGAAAAAAAACAAUUUAUUAGCUUGGAACAGUUCUGAAGAGCAAUCCUUGAAGCUAAUUGUUGAGUAAAUGCCCAGUUUAUAAAACAAAACAACAGUUUUGGGAUGGAGGCUCUCUGUCCUGAGCUACUCCCAUCACAUGAGCAAGGACAGACUUUUUCUGCCUAUAUUUAAGGUUGCUUUGCAGCAUAGGU